Seriola aureovittata is the source of this 2312-nucleotide messenger RNA. Its product is annotated as ras association domain-containing protein 8-like. The coding region runs from base 170 to 1207 and encodes 345 amino acids. The record is from RefSeq and is a predicted model, not a curated record. Gene Ontology annotation, biological process: signal transduction. NCBI's taxonomy places the organism in Eukaryota, Metazoa, Chordata, Actinopteri, Carangiformes, Carangidae. The transcript is spliced from 5 exons.
CUCCUCCUCCUCGUCCACCUCCUCCUCAGCUGAAUGUGUCUGUAGGUGAGUGUUUGGGUAACAGCCGCCCACCAGCCUGAACACACAACAGUGACAAAGACAAGGACCAUCAAUGAAACUGAGAGGCUCGAAUUAGCAGGUCACUGGUGGAGCCUGGUGCUGCUGAGUGAUGGAGCUGAAGGUGUGGGUGGAGGGUGUGGUCAGAGUGGUUUGUGGCGUAUCACAAAGCACUUCCUGUCAGGACGUCGUGAUAGCUCUUGCACAAGCAAUUGGUCAGACUGGUCGUUACAUUCUCAUCUUGAAGCUACGUGAGAAUGAGAAACAUCUGGUUGCCGAUGACUGUCCUCUGCAGCAUCUGGCUCAGCUGGGACAGCUGGCUCCAGAGGUCCAGUUCAUUCUGCGGCGGACCGGUCCCAGCCUCAGUGAUGGACAGAACACAUCAACCAUAGAGAGACAUAUUCCCCUACUCAGACCAUCAGAACCAGAGCCCCCCAAAUACAGAGGACCACACAAGGCUCUCACCUUCAAUCUGGGUCCCUCAACACUUCCCAAGAGGACUAAACCAAAUAGGGCCUGGUCUCCAUCGCCUAGGGCAUCCCCAGAACCACGAACGUCCCCUGUCUCUUUCCUAGACGCCCCCAACUCUGUGAAAGCUGUCCCCUUUUACCCCUUCAAAGAGGAAGUGUUCAGGCAGAUUCUGCAGCAACAGAGGAUGUUACAAGACCUGGAGAUUCAGAUUCAAGCUCUGGAAAGGGAAACAGAUGUGUGGGAGCAGGAGAGGUCAUCCGCUGUGGUUCCAAUUCUGAAUCAGGACCUUACAGAGGAACUGGAGGAACUGGAGCAGCAGCUGAGGCAGAACGAGGCAGAGCUGAUGCACAGAGCACACUGGGAAGAACAGUUACAGGCAGAGCUGGACAGAGAGCAAGAUAUGCACAGACAACUACACCAGAUACACUCAUCAAUGGAUGAUCACAAUAAUCAGAUCAAGGAGCUCCAGGCCCGUUCUGCACAUGUAGACCAGGACAUACAACUCACAGCCCACAAACUAAGCUCUGCAGUGAGUCAGCAGCAGGAGGAGGCCCUGGGGCCCCUGAGGCAGGAGCUCCACAACCGCCUGCAGCAGGGAGAAAAUCUGAAUGCAACGGCGUCGGAGACACAGAGGGAGCUUCAGACUGCAGCGGGAAUAAUACAGAUGGCAGCUGGUUGAGGAGCUGAAUAAGGAGCUGAGGCAGUGUAACCUGCAGCAGUUCAUCCAGCAGACUGGUGGUGCCAACAACGACCAGACAAACUCGCUGCCUAUCACUGAAGUUUACCUCAGCAACGCCGGUAUCAUGGAGUAGGAGCAGCUGAAACCCUCACUGUACGUCAACAAGUUGUUUAAAAUAUUAAUUAUUACAGUUUUUAUUACCUUUCUGUGGGAGUAAAAUGUACAUAGGUAUUAAAAGAAAGUUAGUGACAGGGAAGAAAAAGCUCAGGUGAAAAAUUUGUGUGUCCAGUUUUUCAUCCUCUCAGAUCAGAUUAAGAAAACAAAAACACAAAUGAACAUAUGAAUGUAAAAUGGAAGGAGAAAAACAGACACUCCUAUUUUGAUGAUUACGAGUGAAAAUAAACUGAAACAAUCAUGAAUAACUCUCUUUUUCUACUGCAGGACAUGGACUACGAGAGAAAAAAGUUCUCAGAGUCUGAAAACCCAAAGACCGUCCAGACCUUAUUUUGUGUGUGUGUGUGUGUGUGUGUGUGUGUGUGUGUGUGUGUCUGUGUUUAUGUCACUGCCAUUUUUUGUAAAAAUUAAGAAUAAGACUGUCUUUGAGGUAAACAAAUGUUUGUAUUGUAUGUUUGCUUGUUGUGUUAAUAUAUAGUCUGUUUGUAAUUCAUAGCUCACACAAUAUAACCUUUAUAGACAGUGAGUAUCAUUUCAAGCUCACACAAAGCAGAUCAUCUUUUCUCCACUACAGGACGCGGAAGCUUAGUCCAUUAACAGCCCCGUGUAUGCACUUAAUAUACUGUACAAGUACAUGUAUGCAUAUGUUCAUGAACUUUUAUGAGAAAUACACAUACAUACAUACAUAACUGAAUGUCUAGGAGUCCACAUACAAUCACAACACGGCAGCAAAAAAACUACUAAAUAUAAUUUAUUCCUUUCAAAUAUUACAGUAUAGUCUCCUUAGAUAUGUUAUUUAUUUUCACGUUUUUUUUCUUCCUUAUUUCUGCGCUCUGUUUUCUAACACUGAUGUUAAACUUGCCAUAUUGUUGUACACUUUCUACUGAAAUUCAAAUUCGAAUUAAAAAUAAACUGUGAUGUGAUACUGUAA